Dermacentor andersoni is the source of this 3646-nucleotide messenger RNA. Its product is annotated as FYVE, RhoGEF and PH domain-containing protein 2-like. Gene Ontology annotation, biological process: filopodium assembly; cytoskeleton organization. NCBI's taxonomy places the organism in Eukaryota, Metazoa, Arthropoda, Arachnida, Ixodida, Ixodidae. The record is from RefSeq and is a predicted model, not a curated record. Gene Ontology annotation, molecular function: guanyl-nucleotide exchange factor activity; metal ion binding. Gene Ontology annotation, cellular component: cytoplasm.
UCAGCGAUCGCGGCUGGUAGCGGCCCCCGGCUGUGCCGGGCGAACAGACGACACCGCCGCGUCGACGCAGUGGUGGGCCAGUUGCUGCUGUGCGCGCUAUGUAGCGAAACCGUUGUUGGGUUGUGAAUCUCGCGUGGCGCGUUACCAGGGGUUGCGGAGUGAUCGCUACGUGUUUGUGCCCGUGAAACAAAAAGGGAGCACCAGCUGUGUCGACGCGAAGUGGAACACCGCGAGGAACAGCGCCAUGAGGAAGAUCGUGUGUUUCGGUGUUCGCCAUGCGGGGUGGGGAGGGGAGCUGCGGUUCUCCGGACGGAUCGGCCUCGCGCCGGCUGUCCCGAUGGACGCUGCUGCUGCGCCAGCGGUCGUCGCAGUCCGGUAGCUCCGAGUCUGAGACGCCGCCCCGUCGCUGCUCCAUAGUGUCCGGAGCCAGCGGACACACAUCGGGCGUCUGCGGGAGCGAGGCAGUCCAGCUGGUGGCGUACACGAGGCGAAGCAGCCUGGUCUUGCUCUCCGCCAUGGCGGACGGUGCCGGCGUUCAGGGCAUUGCCAGUGCCGUCGACGCACCGGACGGCGCCGAGGCGACGGAAGCCGCGGCGGCAGGCGGCGCCCCGGCGAGCGAACGCGGUGACGGCGCGCCUUUCGAGCACUUCCUGGAGGAAGCGCGCCUGCGCUGCGCCAGCGCCACCGAGGAGCAGCUGGCCGAUUUCGUCAAGAGGAACCGGGACAGCUUCGCGCGUUUGCUGCGCAUCGAGUCCUGUCGGUUGCACGGUGCGACCGCCGGCAUGGGCGCCGGGGGCGCCCCUGCAGCGGCCUCCUCGUCGGGAGGGGGUCCCAACAGCGACCGCGACUCUGGGGUCUUCACGGAGCCCGAGGGAGCGGCCGCCAACGGCGUCGCCGGCGGCCCCGCCGCGUCGUCGAGCGAGGGCGACCUCAGGGAGGCCCUCGCAAGGACUCCCGAACCGGACGCCCUCUCCAUGGGCUCGGCGGACUUGCGCGCGCUCCUCAGGACUUGUCCGUUCUGGGACAGGACCAGCGGUGCUUUCCUGAGCGACGCUGUGUCCGAGCCCCAGCUGAGGCCCAAACCCCCACGUCCAUUCUCCGAGUUCCCGACGCCGCUGCAGGCCACUGCGUGCAGCGCGACGAGCGCGUUCGGCGGCAUUCCCAGCCGAAUGAGUUCCUCGUUCCAUUUCACCACCACGAGGACGCACUUCGAAUACUGCGGGGAGACCAACACAUUCAGGUUCCGGAACCAGGAGGUGAGCGCGAGCCUUGAGAGCAGCUACGAGAGCUUGUCCGAGAGCGAGGACGAGGAGGAGUCCCCGGAUGACGGCGAGCACCACCGCUUGGCCGCGACGACAGCGGCUCGCAGUCCCACCGUGCAGUCAGAGCCCGCAGGGUCGGCGGCGGGUCGUGUGGCGGAGGAGCUGCUCAGCACGGAGCGGACGUACGUCGACGUGCUCCGGCUGCUGGACCAGAGGCUGGCCUUCCGGCUGGACCAGGAGAACCGCGCCCACUCCAUGGUGCCGCAGACCACGGUGGCCGCCAUCUUCGCGCCGCUCAAGCCACUCUUCCGGCUUCACCACGACUUCCUGUUGCCCAGGCUACAGGAGAGGCUGGACGCCUGGGACCGUGAACCCCGCAUCGGGGACGUGAUGAAGGACUUUGCCCCCUUCCUCAAAAUGUACGCCGAGUACGUGAAGAACUUCGACCAGUCCGUCCAGCUGCUGGCCUCCUGCUACGCCAAGCACCCGCGCUUCGCGGCCGUCGUUGACGAGAUUCACGCGACGCCGGAGUGCAAAAGCCUCACAGUGCAGCACCACAUGCUCACACCUGUACAGCGAGUGCCCCGGUAUCAACUGCUGCUCAAAGAGUACCUGAAGAAACUGCCAGAUGGCUCACCCGACAAAGACGACACGGAAAGAGCUUUGGAGCUGGUGUCUAAGGCAGCCGACCACGCCAACCAGGCGAUGAAAAAGAUUGAUCAGUUCAAGCAGCUGCUGGAGAUCCAGGAGCUGGUGGGCGGCGCCGUCGACCUGGUGAGCCCGACGAGGGAGCUGCUGCGCCAGGGAAAAGUGACGAAGAUCAGCGCCCGCUCCGGAGACCACUUCGAGCGGUACCUAUUCGUGUUCACCGACAUGGUGCUAGUGUGUAGCGUCGUGGGCAGCGGGGCACGCCUCAUUGGUGCCGGUGGGUACCGGGUGCGGGCCAAGCUCGACCUGGACGGCCUCUUGCUGCAGGACGGCGACAACCUCGAGACGCCAAACAGCUUCCACCUGCGGAAUGCCGGGCGCUCCAUAGAGCUGUGCGCCGUGUCACCUGAAGAGAAGCUGGCGUGGAUGCAGACCCUUGCCAAGGCUGCCCACGACCUCAAGCAGCGAAAGAGCUCCUUGAAAGUGUACCAUCAAGGUCAAAAGAGUCCCGAGGGGGCGGAACUGGGUCAGCGUGCCCCCGUGCUGGUGCGAGCGGACACCGUGUCCAGGUGCAUGCGCUGCUCGGCGGGAUUCUCCACGUUCGGGCUGCGGUGGAAGCACCACUGCCACGCUUGCGGGAUCGUUGCGUGCAGCAAAUGCGUGUCGCGCAAGGCCCGCCUGCACUACGACGGGGGUCGCGCGGGCCGCGUGUGCGAGGCCUGCUACGCGGCCAUGGUGCCGCUGGGGGACGACGACCAGCAACAGCACUGCCCUCUGCCGGGCUACGAGGAACUGCCCUCACCCGCCGGUCCCGUUCCCCCGUUCCCGCUGCCCCCGGGACAGCAACAGUGUUCGGGCGCCGUGCUCAGCGGCUACCUGCGCCUGAAGACGGGUGGCCGCCGCGCCCACUGGCAAAGGCGCUGGUUCGCCCUGCACCGGGACUUCGUGCUCUACUCCUUCCGUUCGGAACAGGACGAGCUUCCGCUGACGUCGGUUCCUGUUCCUGGUCUGGCGGUGGCCGCCGCCGAGAAGGCCGACGGCCUGGAACCCCGCAGCUGCGCGGCCGCCUUCAAGCUCUUCCACCAGCGGAGGGCCUACGUCUUCCAGGCGCAGGACACCCAGGACGCACAGAGGUGGAUGGCAGCACUGGAGAGAGCGUCGAAAGCGGAAGAGCCUAGUUAGGCAGCCGCAGAACCAAACGUGGAGCCGAGUACAUUAACAAACCACUCACAAGCGCCGGCCACGCAGAGAGCCACGACACCUGCCGGCCGGUGAAGUCGGCCUGUAGCAAAAUGAGCGCUCCUUGUCAGUGCCGUUCACCAUCCCCAGUGUGUGUUCUAGUCAUCGCUCUUCUCGUGAAGUUGUAGAUGCAUUUGGGGUGUAGUUGAUGCGCUGGCACAUUCUGAAUGCACAGACGACACCGAGCGUCCCACCUGACUAGGCAUGUUUGGUUUUUCGACAACUCUCUAUCGAAGCAUUUUCUACUGUGUAUUUCCGACAGCGCUUCGAGAAGCUGCCCUGUUCUGAUCUCAGCCAGGCCCCGCGAUUAUCCGAGCUCACCAGUCUAUUAAAUGGACUGUAGGAGGAUGGCGAUUGCCUAGGGUGGACGUUUGUUUGAUUUUUUUUUAUUGUAUCGUGAUGGGUUAUGACGACAGACCGUCCUUCCGUCGACAAGGUAUACAUGUGUCAUGACUGAUUCAUUCAAAUCGUAAUUAUUGACUGCGUUGGUUAGUAGA